Dama dama (fallow deer) is the source of this 1710-nucleotide messenger RNA. It is a transcript of the gene RAB40B, whose product is annotated as RAB40B, member RAS oncogene family. The record is from RefSeq and is a predicted model, not a curated record. Bases 115 to 951 code for a protein of 278 amino acids. Lineage: Eukaryota; Metazoa; Chordata; Mammalia; Artiodactyla; Cervidae. Gene Ontology annotation, biological process: intracellular signal transduction; protein localization to plasma membrane. Gene Ontology annotation, molecular function: GTPase activity; GTP binding. Gene Ontology annotation, cellular component: synaptic vesicle; plasma membrane; endosome. The transcript is spliced from 6 exons.
GCGGGGCUAGCAGUGCUCCAGGGACCUCUGGACCCGCGCGGCGCUGGACUGCCAGGCCACCGCCUCUGCGCUGUCCCGUGGGCUGGGCAUGGGCGCGGGCGCUGGCGCGGCACGAUGAGCACCGGGGGCAGCCCGGUCCGCGCCUACGACUUUCUGCUCAAAUUCCUGCUGGUGGGCGACAGCGACGUGGGCAAAGGCGAGAUCCUGGCGAGCCUGCAGGACGGUGCGGCCGAGUCCCCGUACGGCCACCCCGCGGGCAUUGACUACAAGACCACCACCAUCCUGCUGGACGGCCGGCGGGUGAAGCUGCAGCUCUGGGACACAUCGGGUCAGGGAAGAUUUUGUACCAUAUUCCGCUCUUACUCUCGUGGCGCACAGGGUGUGAUCCUGGUGUACGACAUCGCAAACCGCUGGUCCUUUGAUGGCAUCGACCGGUGGAUUAAGGAGAUCAAUGAGCAUGCCCCGGGGGUCCCUAAGAUCCUGGUGGGGAACCGCCUGCACCUGGCCUUCAAGCGGCAGGUCCCCACAGAGCAGGCCCAGGCCUACGCGGAGCGCCUGGGUGUGACGUUCUUCGAGGUCAGCCCGCUGUGCAAUUUCAACAUCACUGAGUCCUUCAUGGAGCUGGCCAGGAUCGUGCUGCUGCGGCACGGGAUGGACCGGCUCUGGAGGCCGAGCAAGGUACUGAGCUUGCAGGACCUGUGCUGCAGGGCGGUGGUGUCCUGCACGCCUGUGCACUUGGUGGACAGGCUGCCGCUGCCCACGGCCCUCAGGGGCCACCUCAAGUCCUUCUCGAUGGCCACCGGCCUGAAUGCCAGGAUGCUGCAUGGCCGCCCCUGCUCCCUUGCCACCAGCUCCGGCCACAAGAGGACCAGCCUCCGAAAAGCAAAGGGCACCCACCUCCCCCAGAGCCCCCCCAGACGCUGCUCCAGAAACAACUGCAAAGUCUCUUGAGGAGGGUACAAGGCAGAGGAGGGGCACAGAUGGGACGGGGAGGCCGUUCUGGAUCCAGACGCCCGCCAGUGUCGUGGUGACCACGUGGCCCCAAGCAAUGAAACUGAGGCUGGUACCCUGCUUACCAGAUACUUCUGCAUGGAUGGGCAUGGGCUCUUAUUUCAGACAUGUGUUUAUAAAGGGAAGAACUCUGGAUAACAUGGAAUUUUGAAUGUAACGUAUCAUGAUUGCAGUGCAACUUUUUUCUUAAAGUAACUACUUUUUAUAAGAAUGGUGAUAUGUUUGUGAUGAGUAUAAAUUCUAGGGACUACAAAAAGUGGGAAUGGAGAGAGAAGUUAAGAAUUUUCGACACUAUGAGGGGUCUUUUUAUAAACCUCCUUUUUAAGGUCAAAGCACUAAUUUAUAAGACACCAUAGAUAAGUUAGAGAUUACGCACAGCCAAUCUGUCCAGCUUGUGUAUGAAACGGAUUUGAUCAAGUUUUUGCUACGUUAUUUACUACGUUUUAGGAUAAGUGAUUUAUAUGCAUAUUUUCUGUAAAUCUACAUUUUUUUGUACAAAUGUUUUACGAGUUACGACGCUAAGGGAAGAAAAUGCCAAAGAUAUUUCUAGUUACAGUGAAUACACUGCAGCACGGUUACACCAAGUCCAGAUUGGCAAGAGAAUGUCACUCAGAGCCGUUUUCAGCUAAGAGUGAAGCGAACACUGUUGUUUAAGAAUCGAUGUUUCUUGACAAUAAAAAGUAUACUUGUUUCUUGGUA